This is a messenger RNA of Brassica napus (rape), 3861 nucleotides long. RefSeq lists its product as uncharacterized. The coding region runs from base 1 to 1149 and encodes 382 amino acids. The record is from RefSeq and is a predicted model, not a curated record. The transcript is spliced from 3 exons. Lineage: Eukaryota; Viridiplantae; Streptophyta; Magnoliopsida; Brassicales; Brassicaceae.
AUGAGUUGGAACCUGGAAGAGUUUGGAGUUGCUUCUUGGACAACAAUGUCUCUUCUUUUCAAUCAAUUCGUAGAACUCUUUGUUGAUGAAGAAGGAGAAGAAGAUCACAAGGCUCGCUUCGUCUUCGCUUCAUCUCCACAGAAGCAAACCCCUUAUAUGAUACUUGAAGGUGACAAAGUAGGAGAGUCUUCUUCAGAAGCGGAAAAAAUUGUUAUGAACUUCAAGUUACUUGAUCUGAGAAAGGAAGAGAUCAUCGAAGUUACACACAAGACAUUUCCAAAGUUGUUGUAUGAAGGGUCACGAGUAAUUGGAAGCUCACGUGGCUGGACAGCUUUUAUGAGCAAACAUGAUGGAACUGUCUAUCUAAGCAACGUGUUCAAUCUAGCGUUUUCUAGAGUCAUUGCUCUGCCUUCACUUUCUGAUCCUUUGCGUCUUCGAUCCACUGCAAUCGUAAAUGUCUCUAUAUCUUCUCCUCCUGACCAAGAUGAUGGUUAUGUAGUGUUCGUCAAGUUCUUAGGCAGUAACCUCUAUUACUGUAGGCCUGAUCGGGUCUCACAAUGGACACAAAUGGAUAUUGAAGGAUCCCAUGUAAACUUAUGUGACGUCAUUUAUUCCCCAAGAAACCAAAUGUUGUUCCUUGUUAUAAUAGGAGCAAGUUACUUGCUUUCUUUUGAUGUCAACAUGGAGAGAAGGUAUACGAUUUUGAACUUGAGAAAUUUGCCAAAGAUGCCACAAUCCGAGUGGGAGUUGUUGGCUUUGUGUUGCAAGAGUGAGCACAUGGUUGAGGCGCCUUGUGGCAAAUGUUUCAUAGUGAGACGGUAUGUGGAGACAUAUGACAACAACGGGAUUAUAUUCAAGAAAACCAAGCGAUUCAUGGUGUUUCUGCUAGAUAAAAAAGUGAAAGAUGGAGAAAUUACUGCUAGAUACACUAAAGACAUUGGAGAUCUCUGCAUAUUUUUUGGUACUAAUGAAACGUUUUGUGUGGAGGCAAGCAAGUAUCAUGGACUUAACCCUAACUCAAUAUAUUACAUAGGAUAUGGCCUUGGUGUUUACGAUAUCGGUUCGGGAAUAUUCUAUCAUUUUCCUUCAUAUAUGCCUCUCAAUUCGCCUCUUUGUCUCUUACCCAUCUUAUCUAAUCCUCAUGUUUGAUAAGAUUGUGAUAGUUUUUUCUCUUCAUAUAUUCUAUCAUUUUCCUUCAUAUAUUCUAUCAUUUUCCUUCAUUUUUUUUGUACACCCUUUUUCGAUGUUUGAUAAGAUUGUGAUAGUUUAAUGGUAACCUUUUGGACUUGGCGUAUACUACGUCAAGUGGUUAACAAAGUAGACUGUAACAAAUGAUCGAUCCACAUUCUGGUAUUAAUCGGAAGAUUUUUAAAUUAGGUUAGGUAAAGUGAUACAUUUUUAGAAUAUCCACUCUGAGAUAUUAUUUAUAUUUUUCUUGUAACCGACGAGAUAGUAUAUAUAGUUUAUAAUAAAAAUAUGUUUUCAAAAAUAAAAAUAAAACUUGGCCAAUGCCGUACCGGUUCUUUAAGGUUUUAUAAACAAGAAAACAUGUUUUGUUCAUUUACCUCAAAGUUCAAACGACAUGAAAAGACAAAAGUUGGAGGAGUUACAAACUCAUAUUACGAGUACCACGCCAUCUUUUAUAUUUAACAUGUUUUUUGCUUACAUAAAAAAUCUAAGUGGAACUAAUAAAUUUUUACUGUUCACCAACUUUUUUUUAACAUACGUUUAUCAGGUUCUUCAGAAAUAACAAAUUUAGGAGAUAAACAAUUUAAUCUCUAAAAUGCUCAAAUUAGAAGAAAUAAAAAAAAACAAUUUUUUUUUGCUGCAACUGAUCAUCCAAAAAGGAAUAUGCUGAAUAAACAAAAUAUGCUGAAUAAGGAAUAUUUAUUAUGGAAUAAUAAAUAGAAUAUUGAAUGAAAUAUGAUACAAUUUUUGAAAAUAGUAAUGGGAUAGUGAAUUUCAUUCAUUUUAUUCAUUCGUUUAUAAUGUGGAACAGGGGGGGGGGGAUUUUACAAAAGACUUUUCGAAUAUGUAUGAUUGUUUUAAUUUUUUAUAGGAAAUGAACAACUAAACUAUACUGUCUCCUUAGAACAAAAUCAAAUUUUGUCAUUUUAGAUCUUUACUACCCUUCUUGUAUAUAAAAAAUCAUAUCAAUAUUUUUACAAUGCAAAAAAAUAAAGGAAAAAAAAUAAAAAGUGAUGUAAACACGUAUGUGCAUGUAAAAAAAUUAUUUUUGGAUUCAAAAGAUGUUUGGAAUAAUAAGUUUAAAAAUGGUCUAAACGUAAUUUAUCAUCUAUGGUGAUUUAGAAUUUGCAAUCAGCAGAAAACACAAUCAUCUAAUGGACAUAGAAUACGAAAUAUACCAGUCCAACUAGUACUCCAGCUUUAAGCUUAUCAAUCUACAACAACACCCACCACAAGUAAUGUGUUAAAUCCAUCAGAGAGAAAUCAAGUUCAUGUUUAAAGAUUAAAGGUGUUUAAAGAUUAAACCUGUAUACUCAAUAAUCUUCAAAUAAAUCAUAAGGUUUUGAACUUCAUCAAUCUGAUAUAGAACCGUUUUAAGCUUAUCACCACCAAGAUUAGCACUUACGUUCAUUCUUAUCAUUGAUGUAACCUUCGGAGCUAAACCCAUGGAUCUGGCCACCGAAUCAAGUGGGAAAUUUGGACGCAUCGAAUCGAUUCCACUCUAACCGUAAAGCAGUUUCUCGCAAUAAGCAUCAACUUGGUAUCAAAGAAAGAUCAACUUGGUGAUUACGACAUGUUUCUUUGGAUCUGUUUCACGUUGAGGGGCGGAAACGGUGGCUGAUGCAGAGACGAAUGAUCGUCUCCUCGUGGGUUUCGCAUUGGUGAUCUGAUGAGACUGUCGAUUCGAAGGUUGAUGAGUAGGUUUGGUGGAGAAGCACGGAGAGAGAUGAUGAUUGAAGCGCUCUUUUAGUAAUAAAAAUUAAUAAUAAAAUCUGUUUCUAAUUAGUUUAUUUAAAAUAUAAAUAUUGUAUAAUUAGAGAGUUAAAAUGGAAUUAACAUUAAUAUUAAUUCUAAGUAGACAAUAAUCCAUAAAAUGAUUCUAAAGGGAUAAUAGAUAAGUUCUUUUGUUCUUUUUUGACAAAAUUCUUUUUGUUAUUGUAACUAGUAAAAUUUAAUGGAAUUCUAUGGAAUCAGAGCCGGACCUACAUUGAAGAUAGGGGUGUCAUUCGACACAUGUAAAAUUAUAAAAAUUAAAUCUGUAAGUCUAAGACAAGGAGUUACUCUAGUUGUUUUGGUUAAAGUUUCUAGGUUUGACAUACAUUAAACUAGAUUCAAGACUCCAAUAUGUUCAUUUAUAUAUUUUAUUACUAUUUUCUCAUAAGUGAGUAAUUAUAAUUUUGAUAACUUUACAUAUAUUUUGACACCCAUAAAAUAAAACUGGAUGGAAUGAUGCACUUCACACAAAUUUAUCACAUUCCAGUUGUAGAAUUUUGUUUUAUUAAAACCUUUUAAUCGUCAAUUUUUGUUGAUUAGCAAAUGAAUCAAUUCAAUGAGAAAAUGCACCCUAAAAUUAUAUAAAAUAUGAUUUUGAAAGAAACUCAAACCAUUGAGAGGCGAUCGGUAAUCAUCUUCCUCUACAUGUACAAUCCCAUCAAUUCUAUCAAGAUUGGUGAUUGGGUUUGCUGGGAAAACUUUUGGACCAGCAAGAUCCCGGUGUUGCAGGAAGUGCAUGGUUUAGCAGACUUACAUCCAAGAUAUCACUUUCUAAUUCCAGCUUCAUAACUCUUGUGUUACAUUCCACCUGAUGUUCAAUAUCUUUGCAGGGAAAGAGUUAUUAGAGUAUCAUAUUGAAGUUUUCGGAUUUUUCUCAACCAGAUUUCACGAUUUUGGAGU